Molecule: messenger RNA, 258 nt
Organism: Monoraphidium neglectum
Lineage: Eukaryota; Viridiplantae; Chlorophyta; Chlorophyceae; Sphaeropleales; Selenastraceae
Exons: 1
Source: RefSeq, a predicted model, not a curated record
GGCGAGGGGCGGCGCGAGGGCGGCGCGGCCGCGCCCGCGGCGAAGGCCCCGCCGCCCCCGCCGGCGUCGCUGCCGCGCGUGCCGUGUAUGGAGGUGCUGGGCGGUGUGCCGGUGCUGUUUGUCGACAGCGUCGACGACACCGCGUCCAAGCUGGCCGCGGCAUUUUAUGGUGGGCUCUCUGAAAGGCCACGGCGCGCUGCCGCCGAGCGGGCGCGAACGGCGCGCCGCAUCCACGCUGGGGCCGCUGCGCGUUUCUAA